Molecule: messenger RNA, 1859 nt
Organism: Cynoglossus semilaevis (tongue sole)
Lineage: Eukaryota; Metazoa; Chordata; Actinopteri; Pleuronectiformes; Cynoglossidae
Product: proteolipid protein 2-like
Exons: 1
Coding region: 418-894 (158 amino acids)
Cellular component (GO): membrane
Source: RefSeq, a predicted model, not a curated record
GCUUGGGGGGUUUCAAUUCAGCGCUAAUGUAUUAUGUGUUACCGACCGGAGCCGACCUUUUAAGAAGGUCGCAGGUGCAGGUCAGACAUGUCACCGAGGAAAGCAUCUUGACAUGCAUCAAGUGUGUCAUAGACAGAUACGGCGGAGAGAAUCCGGUAAAUUUUCGAAAUUACUUAAAAGUCACACAAGACCGAUGUUCUAACAGCGGACCAGAAAAAAAUGUUCCAGGAAAAUGACACAACCUGAAUUUUGAAAGGCUAAUUCCAAACAUCAAAGCCACCGAUACGGAUACAUGAAAGUCAGGACACGUGCUGUAGUUACUGUGUACAUGUAGGCUGUACAAGAAGAAAACCAUUUUGGACUAGUGCAUUUUUAAAGAAUCCCUUCUUGUUCACUUUGUUUUGAACUGUCCGCAAGAUGUCGGUUGAUCCAGAGAUGGCUGAUACAGCUGUUCCCAGCACCUUUGUUGACUACUUGGAGAAGCUGAAAUGUUACAUGAAGACCACGAAGGGUUUCAUACUAACAGCAGAGAUUAUAAUCAGCUUGAUUAUCGUUGUUUGCUAUGGAGUGUCCCUGCAUGCGGGCUACACCGCUCUGGCCGCCUUUGAGAUGUUCUCCUCCAUAGCCUUCUUUAUCAUCUUUUGGUUGGAGCUGGACAAGAAAUUUCAAAAGAUAGACUGGGUUUGGGUUGACCUUUUCCGUACUGGCAUCGCUGUUCUUGUUUUUAUAAUCACCUCUCUGAUCUGUGUCAUUAAUGGCACAGGCGCGCGCAUCAUAGGCGGGGUGUUUGGACUGAUUGCCGGCCUCGUGUAUGCCUACGAUGCUUUUACCAUUUUACAGCACAUCAAGAGCUCCAAGGACCGCACAGAACCUUCCAUCGACGAGGGAGCUUAAACCCAAAAAGGAAACGUCUCAAAAAGGAUGGCUCAAUAAGCAGUCAAGAGUAGUGAACUCAUCUUUGGUCAUUCUCGUCCAUGUUUGUUUUGUUGUAUUCCCUUACGCGAGUUUAGCUCAAAACGAUGACCAGCUAGUAGAACGAUCCAAUUUCAAUGGAAAAAGAAAAGAAAUAGAAACAACUUUUACACUAAGGUUUGUUUAUGCCUGGUGUCUCCAGUCAACUUUUUAACCAAAUUGCAACACCGGAGUGCCCAGUUUUUGGCGAAAUAGGCCAAAUCUGUCAGCAUUUAAAGUCAAAAAGGAAAGCAAAUGCAAAAACCUUGGAAGAUGUCAAUUGAUCCAUAAACCAUGUGGUGCUUUGGCGCCCUUCCCAAAUGAGUUCAGAUAGGUUUGAACACUAUCAGGGGAAAUUGACCAAAAUGAGACCCCGUGGUUGCCAAGCUUUUAUGCCAACCUGCCUUGUCAAAAAAAGUGUGUCGGUCAUCACGAACAUAUUCCCACUUUUGGAGAAAUGAAAUGGCGUGGGCAAACCUUAUCCCACAUACGACGACUGUUUGGAAUGAGGACAUGGCAGAGGAGGGAGGAGUAUGUUGCUGAAGAAGUUAAGAAGAAGAGGGAAUGCUGAUCCACUACGUAGGAGACAGAGUAUAGUAAAGGCAAGUAAAGGGGGAAUCCGAUUAUGGUCCCUUCGAUAGAAGGUGUUAAAAGGCAAACUCGUUGAGUUGAUAUUGAUAUUUAAAAUGGAAAGAUUUUCAUUUGAGCCAAAAUAGCUGUGAAACAAAGUAAAUUAUUCGUCAUUGUGACGUAGCACGCCACCGCACAUAACGAAAUGUGAACUCGAACCUGAAAACUUCCGGACCCAAAUCUUGCUUCCUUAACCACCAAGCCACCACUGCCUCGGCAGUGAGAGCACUGAAUCCUAGCCACCAGACCACUAGGGAUCUCCAGAAUGAGAAAGAGAA